AUGCUAACUGUAAAGUUUAUAGUCGAUUAUUUGUUUUCUGCCAGAACUAAAACACAAAGUGCUUCCAGUGAGACACGCCGUGACUAUGCUUUGACUGAAAAUAAUGACAGAUAUGUCUACAAUAGACAGGCUUUGACUGAAAAUAAUGACAGCUAUGUCUACAAUAGACAGACUUUGACUAAAUAUAAUGACAAAUAUUUCUACAAUAGACAGACUUUGACUGAAAAUAAUGAUAGAUAUGUCUACAAUAGACAGACUUUGACUGAAAAUAAUGACAGAUAUGUCUACAAUAGACAGACUUUGACUGAAAUUAAUGACAGAUAUGUCUACAAUAGACAGACUUUGACUGAAAAUAAUGACAGAUAUGUCUACAAUAGACAGACUUUGACUGAAAAUAAUGACAGAUAUGUCUACAAUAGACAGACUUUGACUGAAAAUAAUGACAGAUAUGUCUACAAUAGACAGACUUUGACUGAAAAUUCUUCUUCUUCUUCUUCUUCUUGUUCACCGGCUGUGAAUUCCGGCGGUAAGUCACGGUUGUUCGUCCAAAAUGGACUUUUGGCUUUUACCUUGACCUGA
Molecule: messenger RNA, 579 nt
Organism: Candidula unifasciata
Lineage: Eukaryota; Metazoa; Mollusca; Gastropoda; Stylommatophora; Geomitridae
Source: the annotation of a GenBank genome assembly